This is a messenger RNA of Peronospora farinosa, 1875 nucleotides long. The record is from the annotation of a GenBank genome assembly. Lineage: Eukaryota; Oomycota; Peronosporomycetes; Peronosporales; Peronosporaceae.
AUGGCGACCGUCGAUUUUUCCCUUGAUGCUGUCACACAAGACGAGGAUAAGGACGUGACCGACAAGAAGAAAAAGAGCUCGGUUUCGUUAUUUGCAGCGGAAGAAAUGGCAAUGACAAAUGUUUACGAGAUUACAGAGAGCUCCUCGGACGAGAGUGUUAGCGACACGUUAUCCAGAGCUUCCAGUGGAACGAGAGAUAAGACCGUGGUGGAGAAUUUAAAUGCUAAAGCAGCAGUGAUUACUGAAGACCAAGCUGUAGAAGAAGGUGAAAAGGAGCUUAAGAUAGUGGGGAAGACACACGCAAGGGUGUGUACACUAGAGCCAGAGGAACAACUUUACAAGACAAAGAAUGUGGCUGAUAUGCAGUAUCUGUUCACAAACGACAAGUUAAAGGACGGAUCCCCGGCGAUUGUAUUGAAAUCCGAUCCGUUUUGUAUCCCAAGAGUGACGGACAAUGUGCCCAACUAUCGGCCAAUGCUUAACCCACUGAGUAUUUUUCUGGGUGAAGAUCAGUUACUGCCAGGAAACUUCAGAUUGGACCCAUUGGAGCGACCACCAAAGGCAAGUGAGAAAGUGGUGAAGCAGGAGGGGACAAAUAUUGGACCUAAUGGAAUUCUGCCUCCUCCUAGUAGCUCGUCAUCAACAUUAAGCACGGGGAAACAGUUUCGCGGAAAAACCAGCGCCUUCAUGGGAACUAUGCCUCGACAAACGGAGUUUGCAGAAAUUCCAGUACCCGAGAAACUUUUCCAGAAUCAUGAACUAUUUCGCCCUUUGCCGCCGAUUUCGAGAGUCCCAACAUCACCUCAAAGAGAUGACCGACCGGCGCCAAUGAAACAGAAAUCAGGCAACAAGCUAUUCACUUCAAGCAGUUCUGAUGGCGAACAACAAUCGAUAUCGCUAACCACAGAUAUGGUUGCUACCCCUGCUUCACUCUCCGAUGCGAUGCUACUAUCAUCCAUCCAGCAUACCCUUGACGUCACAACGACUGCUCUGACAGCGACUAGUGGUUCUAUGCUGCCACUAGAUCGUGGUGCCAAUUCUGCGCCGUCACUUUCUGAUGAGGGUCCUACGUGUCAGAUCCAGCCACUAUAUGAGGGAGGUCCUACUUGUCAGAUCCAGCCACUUCAACCGCUGGAUACCGUUGUCGAUACGCUCGCUAACUAUCUACCAAGCCGAAGCUCGUCUAGGCUGGACAGUAGCAGACCCGUGGACGAACAGCAGUUUGAUCCAAGCGGAGGGAACAAUCCGAUGAGCUAUGCUGUCGGUGUCUCUGGUGCAUUUGGCAGCUUGCUCUCAGCAGUCGAACAUCAAACCAGUAGUAGCCCAUAUGCUGGUCUUUUCAUCGACAGUGGUGCGGCGGAACCUACCAACCUGACCAUGCAGACUUUUUCCUCAGCACUGGGCUCAAUUUUUAUCACUACGCCCACACACACUGCAGCUGGCAUAAAUGCGGGCCUCAUCACACCGCAAGGACGAUCUAGCAAAGUAACUAUACGUCGUCCAGGAGCGAGGAAGCCGCGUGCAAAGAAUGUAUUCCGACCGUGUACUUCAUCAGGAUGUACAAAGGGUGCACGAGGCAAAUCCGGGCUGUGCCAGAAACAUGGUGGUGGCAAACGUUGUGCUGCACCAAACUGCCCGAAAGGUGCACAGGGAAGUAGUGCCAUGUGCCUUUUUCACGGAGGUGGUUAUCGUUGUACAGUGGAAGGGUGUACCACAGGCGCUCGCGGCACGUCAGGCCUCUGUGCGAAGCAUGGUGGCUACAAAAAAGGCAAAGCUAGCUCUACGGGUAAGCGUGAACCGAAUGUAGGCGUUGCAGUGAAGCGUAUACGCACCGAUCAUUCACAGCAAUCACCUGCUCUAGUUGACGCAGAAUAG